CGGCGGCUGCAGCAUGGAGGGCGAGACCACGUCGGCAGUGCUCUCGGGCUUUGUGCUCGGCGCGCUCGCCUUCCAGCACCUCAACACAGACUCCGACACGGAAGGUUUUCUUCUUGGGGAGGUGAAAGGUGAAGCCAAGAACAGCAUCACUGACUCCCAAAUGGAUGAUGUGGAAGUCGUCUAUACAAUUGACAUUCAGAAAUAUAUUCCAUGCUAUCAGCUUUUUAGCUUCUACAAUUCUUUAGGUGAAGUAAACAAGCAAGCCCUGAAGAAGAUGUUACCAAGUGGCAGACAGAAUGUGAUAGGUUGGUACAAAUUUCGUCGCCAUUCAGAUCAGAUCAUGACGUUUAGAGAGAGGCUGCUUCACAAGAACUUACAGGAGUAUUUUCCAAGCCAAGACCUUGUUUUUCUGCUGUUAACACCAAGUAUAAUAACAGAAAGCUGCUCCACUCAUCGACUGGAACAUGCCUUAUAUAAACCUCAAAAAGGACUUUUUAAUAGGGUACCUUUAGUGGUUGCCAAUCUGGGCAUGUCUGAACAGUUGGGCUACAAAACCGUAUCAGCUUCCUGUACGUCCACUGGUUUCAGCCGAGCAGUAAAGACACACAGCUCUGAAUUUUUUGAAGAAGAUGGAUCUUUAAAGGAGGUACAUAAGAUAAAUGUAAUGUAUACUGCAUUACAAGAGGAAUUAAAGAGUAUAUGCAAAAGAGUAGAAGAGAGUGAGCAAGCAGUAGAGAAAUUACUAAAGGAUGUAAACAGAUUAAAACAAGAAAUUAAUGAAAGGAAGCAAGGACAGACUCAAGGAGCACGAGAGAAGAAUGUCCAAGAAGACUCCCAGGAGAACAUUUUUCUUUGUCAAGCUUUGCGGACCUUUUUUCCAGAUUCUGAACUUCUUCAUUCCUGUGUUACCUCUCUGAAAAACAGGCAUAUUUUAAAAAGUAGCUGUAAUUCCAGCCACCAUCUUGAUGAGGUAGACAGUCUGACCUUAAUGGCAGCAUGCACUGACAUUCCUGAAACUAGUUCAGCUGGGACACCCCAGAUGAUGAAGCGUAAAGCUUUAGAUAUAGAUGACAGAUGGCAAUUUAAGAGAUCACGGCUGUUUGAGACACAAAACAAACCAUCUAAAACAGAUACUGAUAGUAGUAACCAAGAAAAAACAUCCCCAACAAGCAGCCCAGAAACAGAUGAUGAGAUGGAGAAGACGAAAAAAGGUUCUGUUGAAUAUCCACCAUCUCCUACAUUUUGAUCCUUUUAACCCAAAAAGAGACUUUUGAUUUGGCUGAAGGGCAAAGCCAAACAAGUCUCUUGUUUUUACCAUAUUCAGCCACUUGGAGUAAAAAAGUUAAUUUGUUUUUACUAGGUUUACCUAUUUGCAGUAGGUUUACAGAUAAGUUCUAGUUCAUUUAUUUUAUAAAGUACUUUAAAAACUAUCAGAUGCUUUUAUUUCAAAACAUUUUUUCCCCUUUUAUAAAUUGUUGGGGAAAAAAGCUUAAAUAGAUGCAUUUUAAACUUGUACAGCAUUCUUUAGAAUUGGAAAAAUGAGAAUAGCCUUAUUUUCACAUUGUGGGAAGUUUAUAUGAAAAUUUAUUUUUAUGGACAUCAUUAAAAUUCCCACUCCUUAUGUGAUGAUUUAAGAAGUACAUUAUGGCUAGGGUUGUUGAAUAAAAUGCUGGACAUUGCUGUAUUUGA
This is a messenger RNA of Carlito syrichta (Philippine tarsier), 1689 nucleotides long. It is a transcript of the gene ABRAXAS1, whose product is annotated as abraxas 1, BRCA1 A complex subunit. The record is from RefSeq and is a predicted model, not a curated record. The transcript has 9 exons. Gene Ontology annotation, cellular component: nucleus. Gene Ontology annotation, biological process: protein K63-linked deubiquitination; mitotic spindle assembly; attachment of spindle microtubules to kinetochore. The coding region runs from base 14 to 1246 and encodes 410 amino acids. Gene Ontology annotation, molecular function: polyubiquitin modification-dependent protein binding; microtubule binding. NCBI's taxonomy places the organism in Eukaryota, Metazoa, Chordata, Mammalia, Primates, Tarsiidae.